UCCCUUUGGUAGCUACAGCGUCAGGAACUAGAGCACAACAUGUUGGAGACCAUAGCCAGGCUGUUCCCCUCAGAGUUAACUUUUUAAUCCCGGUUUUGUCGCGUUAUCACACACAAGAGUAGGAGGCGGAGGAAGUCGGGGAAAGAAAAAGGGCUAAAAAGUCAGUCAUGGUAUGAGGUUAGCGGGGAAGCCGGAGCGUCUACUUGCAACAGAAGCCCGUUGAUAUUUAACUGAGAAGAAGAAAAGAAGAAAGAAGAAAAAGAAGAAGACGACGAAGAAGAAGAAGAAGAAGUAGAAGAAGAAGAAGAAGAGAGGAAAGGGAAAGGGAAGCCCGGAGAAGCAAGAGAAAAGCGGGGUGCAAGAUGCAGCUGGCCGCGGUGCUGUGGGGCUCCUUGAUAACUUUGCUGCUCAGCCAGAGUCCAGGAGUCCAGGGCAGCGCUGAGUGUUCGUGCGGGAGGAACCACUUCACGUGCGCGGUCAGUGCGUUCGGGGAGUGUACCUGCAUCCCGGCCCAGUGGCAGUGUGAUGGAGAUAACGACUGCGGGGACCACAGCGAUGAGGACGGAUGCAGUGAGUUCGCAAUACAUGUUAUCUUCUACUUUCUUUCUUCUCUCUUUGUUUCUGUGUCGCUGGGACUUUACCUUAAAAUUUCCUAUGGAAAUGGCAGCGUUCAGUGUGUUGAAGGCUCCACAGUCGGAGGAGGAAAACUGAAGUGGAAAGCUGCAAAAGUGGAGCACGUCCUGAUUCUCAUGAUUCACACGUUCAUCGAGCUCCAGAUGUCCAUCUUGGAGGCUGUGUCUGUUGCAAAACAAUGUGAGACUUCCCAUCAGCCCUGCAGAUCAGUUGAAUUCAUGUGCAGCAGCGGGAUGUGCAUCAACGCUGGCUGGAGGUGUGACGGCGAAUACGACUGUGACGACCAAUCAGACGAGAAGAACUGCACCACGUCCAUGUGCACGGCUGACCAGUUUCGCUGUGGAACUGGCCGCUGCGUCCGGUUGUCAUGGAGAUGUGAUGGCGAGCCUGACUGCUCCGACCGCAGUGAUGAAGAGGGCUGUGAGAAAACUGAGAGUCCCCCAUGUGCCCCAGAUCAGUUCCAGUGUGGGAAUGGACGCUGUAUCGGUCAGAGGAAGGUCUGUAAUGAGGUCAACGACUGCGGAGAUGGGACUGACGAACACCCACACCAUGACUGCCGUCCGCGCUCCAGCGAGGGCAACUGUAACCAGAAUAACGGAGGCUGCUCCCAGAAGUGUCAGAUGGUCAGAGGACUGGUCCAGUGCACCUGUCACACUGGAUACCGGCUGAUGGAUGACGGCAAAGCCUGCCAGGAUGUGGACGAGUGUGCUGAAGAAGGCUACUGCAGCCAGGGCUGUACCAACACGGAGGGGGGGUUCCAGUGCUGGUGCGUUCAGGGAUACGAGCUCCGACCUGACAAGCGCAGCUGCAAAGCUCUGGGUCCGGAGCCUGUGCUGCUGUUCGCCAACCGCAUCGACAUCCGUCAGGUAUUGCCACAUCGCUCCGAGUACACCCUGCUGCUCAACAAUCUGGAGAACGCCAUCGCCCUGGACUUCCACCACGCCCUCGAGCAGGUCUUCUGGUCCGACGUGACGCUGGAUCGCAUCAUGAAGGCCAACCUCAACGGCUCCAACGUGGAAGAAGUUGUGUCCACCGGUCUUGAGAGCCCAGGUGGACUGGCUAUAGACUGGAUCCAUGACAAGUUGUACUGGACAGACUCGGGGACGUCCCGUAUCGAGGUGGCCAACCUGGAUGGGACACAUCGCAAGGUGCUGCUGUGGCAGAACAUGGAGAAGCCCCGAGCCAUCGCACUGCACCCUAUAGAGGGUAAGAUCUACUGGACAGACUGGGGCAACACACCUCGCAUCGAGUAUUCCAACAUGGACGGCUCCAACCGGCGAGUCAUCGCAGACACGCACCUGUUCUGGCCCAACGGCCUCACUAUUGACUACGCCGGCCACCGCAUGUACUGGGUGGAUGCAAAGCACCAUGUCAUCGAGAGGGCGGACCUGGACGGACGCAACCGCAAGGCCGUCAUCAGCCAAGGCCUGCCCCACCCCUUUGCCAUCACCGUGUUUGAAGACAGCCUCUACUGGACUGACUGGCACACCAAGAGCAUCAACAGUGCCAAUAAAUUUACCGGCAAGAACCAGGAGAUCAUUCGCAACAAGCUGCACUUCCCCAUGGACAUUCACACCCUGCACCCCCAGAGGCAGCCUGCUGGUGGCAGAAACCGCUGUGGCACCAACAACGGGGGCUGCAGCCACCUGUGUCUCCCCAGCAACAAGACGCACAUCUGCGCUUGUCCUACCGGCUUCAAGAAGGUGGACCACUCCAACUGUGCAAACGGUCUUGACAAGUUCCUGCUUUUUGCCCGAAGGACGGACAUCCGACGAAUCAGCUUCGAUACAGAGGACAUGUCCGAUGAUGUCAUCCCUCUGGCUGAUGUGCGCAAUGCCGUGGCUCUGGACUGGGACGCCAAAGACGGCUACAUCUACUGGACGGACGUCACCACCGACUCCAUCAACAGAGCGCUGUGGAACGGCACCAAGCAGGAGGUGGUGGUGGACACCAGUCUGGAGAGCCCGGCAGGUUUGGCGUUUGACUGGGUGACCAACAAGCUCUACUGGACCGAUGCUGGCACGGAUCGUAUUGAAGUUUCUAACGGCAAUGGGAGCAUGCGGACGGUCCUGAUAUGGGAGAACCUGGACCGGCCCAGGGAUAUUGUCGUCGACCCUAUCGGAGGUUUCAUGUACUGGACGGACUGGGGUGCCAACCCAAAGAUCGAGCGUGCAGGAAUGGACGCCUCCAGUCGAAUCGUCAUUAUCUCAUCUAAUCUGACGUGGCCCAACGGGCUCGCCAUUGACUACCAGACCAAACGCCUGUACUGGGCCGACGCUGGCAUGAAGACGAUUGAGUUUGGCAACUUUGAUGGUUCAGACCGACAGGUUUUGAUUGGCAGCCAGCUGCCUCACCCCUUCGGCCUUACUGUGCACGAGGAUAAGCUGUACUGGACAGACUGGCAGUCCAAGAGCAUCCAGAGCGCUGACAAGCUCACAGGCCUGGGGCGACACACGCUUGCCGAAAACCUGGAGAACCUCAUGGACAUCCACAUGUUCCACCGACACCGAGAGACAGUGCGUAACCCAUGUGCGGUGAAUAAUGGCGGCUGCAGCCACCUCUGUCUCCUGGCUCCUGCUCCCAAAGCCUCCAGCUGUGCCUGUCCAACCGGGAUCAACCUGCAGAUGGACGGAAAGACGUGCACGCCUGGCAUGAGCAGCUUCCUGAUCUUUGCACGACGUACGGACAUCAGGAUGGUUUCUUUGGACAUCCCCUACUUUGCUGAUGUGGUUCUGGCCGUUAAUAGCUCCAUGAAAAACACCAUCGCCAUCGGGGUCGACCCUAAAGAAGGAAAAGUCUAUUGGUCUGACAGCACACUGAAGAAAAUCAGCAGGUCCAACAUCAACGGAAAAGCACAAGAAGACAUCAUAUCGACGGGGUUGGUGACGACGGACGGCCUGGCGGUGGAUGCUGUUGGCAGGAAGAUCUACUGGACGGACACGGGAACAAACCGCAUUGAGGUCGCCAACCUGGACGGCUCCAUGAGGAAAGUUCUUGUCUGGGAAAACCUGGACAGCCCUCGAGCCAUCGCCCUCUACAAUGAGAUGGGUUAUAUGUAUUGGACAGACUGGGGAGAGAAUGCUAAGCUGGAGCGCUCAGCGAUGGAUGGAACAGACCGCAAUGUCCUCAUCAGCAACAACCUGGGCUGGCCCAACGGCCUGGCCAUCGACACGGCCGGCGCGCAGUUACUGUGGGCCGACGCUCACACUGAGCGCAUUGAGGCGGCCGACCUGAACGGGCAGAAUCGCCACACCCUCAUUACUCCAGUCCAGCACCCGUACGGUUUAACCCUGCUGGGUUCCCACAUCUACUGGACCGACUGGCAGAGCCGCAGCAUCCAGCGCGCUGACAAGAACACCGGGACAAACACCAUCACGGUGCAAGCCAACCUGCCGGGCCUGAUGGACAUCCAGGCUGUGGACAGGGAGAGGCCACUGGGUUUUAAUAAGUGUGGCAGGAGGAACGGGGGCUGCACCCACCUGUGCCUGCCUCGUCCCAACGGUACGUCCUGCGCCUGUCCCACCGGCAUCCUGCUCAAGGGAGACGGCAGGUCGUGUGAUGACUCCCCGGAGUCGUACCUGCUCUUCUCCAACCGCGUCAGUGUGCGCAGAAUCUCUCUCGAUACCAGAGACCACACAGACGUGCACGUACCGGUGCCCGAGCUGCACAACGUCAUCUCACUGGAUUACGACAGCGUGGACGCAAAACUUUACUACACCGAUGUCACCCUGGAUGUUAUAAGGCGUGCAAACCUAGACGGCAGUGGCAUGGAGACGGUGAUCAGCCAGGGUCUGAAGACCACAGAUGGGCUGGCUGUAGACUGGGUGUCCAGGAACAUGUACUGGACCGACACCGGGCGCAACACCAUCGAGGUGGCCCGCCUGGAUGGAACGAGCCGCAAAGUCCUAGUCAACAACAGUUUGGAUGAACCCCGAGCCAUCGCAGUGUUCCCCAGCAAAGGGUUCCUGUUCUGGACUGACUGGGGUCACAUUGCAAAGAUUGAGCGAUCUCAUCUGGACGGCUCGGACCGAAAGGUUCUGAUCAACACCGACCUCGGCUGGCCCAACGGUCUCACUCUAGACUACGACACCCGAAGGAUCUUCUGGGUGGACGCGCACUUGGACAGGAUCGAGAGUUCGGACCUGAACGGGAAACUGCGCCAGGUCCUCGUAAGCCCGGUGUCCCACCCGUUUGCCCUCACACAGUUGAAGCCGGUGUCCUCCCCUCUAACUCCUUUCUCCCGACUCUCGCAGCAAGACCGCUGGAUCUACUGGACGGACUGGCAGACUAAGUCCAUCCAGCGGGUGGACAAACACACCGGCCGUAACAAGGAAACCGUGCUGCCCAAUGUGGAGGGCCUCAUGGACAUUAUAGUGGUAUCACCUCACAGGCAGACAGGUACCAAUCCCUGUGGGGUAAAUAAUGGCGGCUGCACUCACCUCUGCUUCGCCAAGACCAACAGUUUUGUGUGCGCCUGCCCCGAUGAGCCAGAUGUGCGACCCUGCUCCACCAUUUCAGGUUACGUCCCCACCGCUCCUGCCAGAGGAACCAGCAGCACUCCGGUCCCCAACAAGAUCCCCAAAUCUCCAACAGACGCUCCACGUGGAGGACCCUCACCGGUCAACUGCACUGGCAAGAACUUGAACGUAGAAGGCUGCUUGAGCAACGUGGUGACGGCUCCUCACGGAGAAGGACUUCACAUCAGCUAUGUGAUUGGUGGAGUUCUGACCAUCCUGGCUAUUCUGAUCCUCAUCGCUGCUUUGAUUAUUUACAGACAUAAAAAGUCGAAGUUCGCUGACCCGGGAGUGAGCAACCUGACCUACAGUAAUCCCUCGUAUCGGACGUCCACACAAGAGGUCAAGAUUGAGGCGUCGCAAAAGCCUCCAAUAUACAACCAGCUUCGAUAUAAGAAAGAGGGGGGAGUGGACGGAGGCUACACCAAGGAGAAGAUCCGCAUUGUGGAGGGCGUGUGUCUCCUGUCCAAUGAGGAGCUUUACUGGGACGACCUAAAACAGAUCAAGCCGUCCCGAGGCGGCCUGCACACCUGCAUGCGUACAGACACCGUGUCCCUGCAGGCCAGCAGCGCUUCGCUAGAUGACGGCGAAACGGAGCAGCUCCUCCAGGAGGAAGCGUCAGAAUGCUCCUCCAUAACCACUCUGACCCCUUCAGCCAUCACCCCACAGCGCCACGCCCAGCACAGCCUGCCCGACACCGGCUGGGUCUCCACGCGCAAGCCCUCCACCGAGAGCGAAGUGUGAGGGAGGCCCACUGCCCUCCAUGCUUUAUCUCAACCUCCAUUACCUAAUACACACACACACACACACACACACACACACACACACACACCUGUAUUUAUAGCUGGUACAAACACACAAAGAUAAAUAGGUACAAACACAGUAACAGUUGCAUACGUAGAGUAACGGUACAAAUGAACCUGGUUACACACAACUAAGCUUCCAUAAACACAACUCCUGUCUCUGAAACUGGGGCUCCGUCCUACUUGUGCACACACACAUACACUCACACACACACACACACACAUAUGCAGUGCGGCUCCUCCAACAGUACCCUCAGUGCUACUGCCUUUAGGCAAAAUGAUAAACUAAUGAGCAUGCUGGAAUAAGAAAGCAACUGGGGAGGAAGUGAACAGAGAGACACGAGCGUUACCUGGAGCCUCUUUAAAGGAUGCAGCCUGUCAAUGCGACAAACGCUUCUCUGUGUACAACUUCGCCUUUAUUUUCCGUGAACUUUUUUUUGUUUUUUUGGGAUAAAGCUCGAACGACAUACUCCCCCGGACGAUGUAACCGUGAUGCUCUCUCUAAUGCCACUCAUGUCUUUAUGAACUCUAUUUAUGAACGUUUUUUUUGUACUUGUGGAGUGGGUUUGCUGACUUUCAGAAAAUGCAGAGAGUGUUGUGUUAGAACCCAGGUAUUCAAGAGUUGUAUUUAUGUCAGUGCCAAAGGGUGGGGCUUCACAGAGUCUCCAUGCUUCUUUCAGCAUUUACACUUCAAUUGAAAUGUAUCUUAAUUACGGGAUGUUUGUUUCGUUUGACUUUACUGGCUGGCCCUCACCGGUGGGAGACCUCAGUAAUGACACCCCCGACAGGUCAAGCAAGGACACAGUGUAGCUGGUACUCCCAGUCGGCUGCAGAAGUCCAUUCGUCCUUUGCAGAAUUAACCCGAAAGGAGCCUUUAAAAAAAAUAAAAAUAAAAAAAGUUUAAAGUUGUAAUUCAACCAUUGCUGAUCCACGAUGAAGUAACAGCCUAAGUGCCAAACAUUUCGUUUUUUCCCCUCCUUCAGCUGUAUAAAUAUAUAUAAUAGGUUUAAUAGAUUUUAAAAUGUUCAUGACAUUCUUUAUACUUGGAUUUGGUGACACAAAUCACUAAAAGAAACAUAUUUUCUCACCACUAGGGCUAUUCAGUCAUGCAGAUAGUUGUGGUUUUCUUUACCCAGGUGUUAGUCUCUGGGAGUGUUUAUUUCAUUGGUCUUUCUAUAAAAACAAAUUGGAACAUGUCCCUUGGGUUUACUAUCCAGAUAAAUGAUUAUCUACAGCACUUACUCGUAGAAUUUGAAACUUUGAUUGACACAAGUUCAACAACACAUUUUAGCGCUAAAUAAAAACAAACCGCUCCCUUACAGUUUUGUAUGUGUAUUGUGCAUUGUCAUCACCAAUGUCCCCUUAUCCUUGCUAUCUACACACAUUCUCUACUCAUGUCAUAUCUCCAACUUUUAAACUGUUAUCAGCUGCCUAUAAAACAAUUAUAUGUGCCAUUCUGCCCUCCAUAUCAUCCUCAUACCUCCCUCUUUGACCCACAGCGGUUUUAGGCUUGUGUGAAAUUGAGUGUUUUUUUAAAGAC
Molecule: messenger RNA, 7490 nt
Organism: Cottoperca gobio
Lineage: Eukaryota; Metazoa; Chordata; Actinopteri; Perciformes; Bovichtidae
Gene: lrp4
Product: low density lipoprotein receptor-related protein 4
Exons: 36
Coding region: 363-5891 (1842 amino acids)
Biological process (GO): canonical Wnt signaling pathway
Cellular component (GO): plasma membrane
Molecular function (GO): Wnt-protein binding; Wnt receptor activity; calcium ion binding
Source: RefSeq, a predicted model, not a curated record